UUUGCUUAAUUUACGUUUUGGACUUCUUAAUUCUUAUCAUCAUUUGUUCUGUUCUGUUCUGCCACCACCGACUCAUACUCCUUCCCAAUUCUCGUACACUACAAACCCUUUCUCUUCGAUUUCGUUUCAUGGAAUCGCCGCAUUCAUAGCUCAAAAUGCAUUCCUUCAAAGACAAAGUUACACAGAAACUCUCUCAUCUCUUUCCCAACUCCUUCUCCUCCUCCUCCUCUCCCCAGGAUAGUCCAUAUUCUCAAGAGGAUAAACCUUUGUCUUCAUAUUUAUCUUACAUUAUCCCUUCAGUCAGCUUUGAUGGAUCGAAGACAAACAAGAAUCAACAUGAACUUAAACCAAUUCAAUCAACUUCUGCUGGAUAUAAUUAUGAGAAUUUUGAGUAUCAGGAUGUUCCAUCGGAUAAUUAUGUUGACUGUACUAACAUGGAUUUGUUGAAAGAUGAUAAUGAUAAUAUUAAUGAAGAUCCUAUCUCUAGAAGGACCAGUAGCAGUAGCAGUUCUGAGGUUUUUGAAGAAGCAAAUGAACAGCAAACUCCAAAUACUUCAAAGAAGUCUCGACUCAAUCUUACUGAUGACUCUACUUUUAUAUCUCCUGAAUUGUAUGAAUUUUUGGAAAUAUGCCUCCCUAAUAUAGUGAAAGGACGCCAAUGGGUCUUACUUUAUAGUACGUUAAAACAUGGAGUAUCACUUCGUACACUUAUUCGCAAGAGUGCUGAGCUUUCUUGUCCUGGUUUGCUGAUUGCGGGAGAUAUGCAAGGUGCUGUGUUUGGCGGGCUGCUAGACUGUCCCUUGAAACCUACAGCAAAGAGAAAAUAUCAAGGAACAAACCAAACUUUUGUCUUUACAACUAUAUAUGGUCAGCCAAGGCUGUUUCUACCUACUGGUGUCAACCGAUACUACUACAUGUGUUUGAAUGGCCUACUUGCACUUGGUGGUGGGGGUAAUUAUGCUUUAUGCUUAGAAGAAGAUUUGUUAACUGGAACUAGUGGACCUUCUGACACAUUUGGAAACAAAUGUCUAGCUCACAGUCCAGAGUUUGAGUUGAAGAAUGUUGAGUUGUGGGGUUUUGCACAUCCUUCCCCUUUUCAAGGCUAAGAUGCUUUUGUUUGGAUGUCCAAAAGAAGCGUCUCUUUAUUUUUCUUCUACUCUUUGGAUGUAGUUUAGUGGUUGAUCAAUUUGAUGUACCGUUACUGUCAGACAUGUCCUAAAUUCUUGGUAGUAUAUUUAUGCAUGAAAUUCCAUUUUCUAAAAGGUUUGGGUUUGUGAAGGCCAAAUGGUCCAAACACAAGGUUUUGUAGAAUGUGAGGUACGGAAUCCACUCACUCAACUACCAAGAAAAUAAAGCGCUAAUUAGGCUAUUUUACAUGCAAUAUUUGGUUUCCCAUGGCAUUAACCAAAGACCAGGUUCAGGUAUAUACAACAUGAGAAGUUUGUACCACAACUCUAGCUACAAAUAUAACAUUGGUUUUACAAUUUUGCCUGAGAAGCUAAAAUUAGAGGCAAGUCAUUUGGUGGAUGGUGUAAAGCAGUGUCACUACGCUCCCGCAAUGUAUUCAAAAUGGAUGUGGUUGUUUAUAGGUGGAAACUGGGUGGCUGCAUGACUUAAUUAACAAUAUGUACAACUAUCGAAUCGAGAUUGUAAUUAACAAUGUGUAAUGAAAUGGGUAUGUUUGAUCAGCUUAUGAGCUCAUAAUUUUCUUUUUA
Molecule: messenger RNA, 1715 nt
Organism: Glycine soja
Lineage: Eukaryota; Viridiplantae; Streptophyta; Magnoliopsida; Fabales; Fabaceae
Product: oxidation resistance protein 1-like
Exons: 8
Coding region: 156-1106 (316 amino acids)
Source: RefSeq, a predicted model, not a curated record